Molecule: messenger RNA, 1354 nt
Organism: Drosophila ficusphila
Lineage: Eukaryota; Metazoa; Arthropoda; Insecta; Diptera; Drosophilidae
Gene: ana2
Exons: 2
Coding region: 83-1333 (416 amino acids)
Source: RefSeq, a predicted model, not a curated record
CACUAACCCGACCCAGCUCCAAUCAGAACGAACUUCCCGCUCGAAUUUAAUUUAAUAAGUAAAUAAACAAAUCAUAUUCCAAAUGUUUGUGCCCGAAACGGAAGAUAUGCUGCCCAGACUGGCGCCUAGACCAAGUGCAGCGGUGCCAUUGGGACAUACUAACGAAAUCAUAAGGCCCACUGUGCCGGAGGUGUCCAUAUUGUUUGGACAGCCUCCUCAAGAGCAGCAGAUGCAAAUUCAACAGCAGCCUAUGCAAGAGCCAUCACCCCGUGCUGCACCCACUUUUGCAUCCUGGAAGAAGCAAAUGCUGCCCCGGGUCAACUUCUCACCCAUCUUGGCCACGGAAUUGGGACCACGAUCUGCUCCAAGCAACAACAACAGUCCGCGCUCCCCCAAGGAAUACAUCCUGAUGCCGAGGGACCGUAACUUUACAAACGAUGCUCCAUCAAGUGCGAGUCACAUGUCCGAUAACUCUGGCGGGUAUACUGCAGAACCUAAGCAGCAGGGAUAUCAAGGCAGGCGCUUGUCCAGUUCAUCUAACGCCGACGUUUUGACGAUUUGUGCUGGCACACAAACCGAUCCCUUCAGUCCAUCUUCCCCGCGAAAAUCACUGCCCUCAGUGGUUUACUCGGAUGUUGAUGUCAGCAACCUGGCUUCUAAGGCUGACCUGGCUUCCCUGGUUUCCCUUCUGGAGACUAUGCGUCAGGAACAAGAGCAGCUAAGGAGUCUCUGCGAAAUGCUUUUGCAGCAACAGCAGCGGGCGAAGACCGAAGCCACCUCGAAACCCAGCAAGUCGACUGCCAGCCAGUGUGACAUUUUGGCUGCCAAUAAUGUAGGCAGACGAAUAUCUCCUGUUAUACAGGAAUACAUUGCAGAGGAGGAAGAACCCAUGCCUUCGCCUCAAGCUCGAGUUAUCCCACAGUAUCAGUCACCACGACCCACUCCGCCCAUGGCUCAAUCAACGGGCUACCGCCCAAAUACACCACAAAUCAAACGGAUUCCUCAACUGGCUAAGCCAAACACCGAGAAGAGCCUGGUGAUGAACGAACUUGCCCUAAAGUAUUUGCGCCAGCCUGUAGACGAGUUAAUGAAGGAGAUGCGUCUUGGCACGUCUCCUAAAUCCCCAAAUCCUGAACCGCUCCGGCAGAUUGAGAAUCUCGCACAUUCCCAAAGUCCAAACGACAUUUCAAACGCUUCCUACAAAUACCUCAAGAAAUAUCGCCUGCUGCCCGAGGAGCAUAUGGAACAAGUGUGUCCCCAAACUCUAAAGGCGGCGUCACCACAAAUGCAACUCGACUUGGAGAACAUAAGGAACCAGCCGAAACUGUUGUGAAAGCAAAGCCCGAAUUUUGUA